Closterium sp. NIES-65 is the source of this 1563-nucleotide messenger RNA. Lineage: Eukaryota; Viridiplantae; Streptophyta; Zygnematophyceae; Desmidiales; Closteriaceae. The record is from the annotation of a GenBank genome assembly.
AUGGUGUGCCCGCUGGCACGCGCGUGGUGCGCCCAUGGGGCGGGCAAUGGGGAUGGGGACAGGGUGGGGGAACAAGGGGAGGCGGGGGGAAGCGGGGGUGGGGGGGGGGUGCGGGUGGGAGAGGGAGGAGAAUGUGGUCAAGGGACGUUUCAAUGGCCGGUUGUCGAAUGCCGCUCUAAUAUCAUUCCUUCAGACCAACAUGUAAACUUGCUGGCAUACGGUGGUAAUCUUAACCGCUCCGACCAGCUGCUGACGUGGACCAGCUCCUCCUUGCCCCUCCCCCUUGCCCCUCCCCCUUGCCCCUCCCCCUUGACCCUCCCCCUUGCCCCUCAACCAUGCCCCUCCCCAUUGCCCCUCCCCCUUGCCUCUCCCGUUGCCCCUCCCCCUUGCCCCUCCCCCAUGCCCCUCCCCGUUGCCCCUCCCCUUGCCCCUCCCCUCCCCUCCCCUUGCCUCUCCCCCUUGCCCCUCCCCCAUGCCCCUCCCCCUUGCCCCUCCCCUUGCCCAUCCCGUUGCCCAUCCCGUUGCCCCUUCCCUUGCCCCUCCCCUUGCCCCUCCCCUACUGGAGAGGACCAGAUCUGCUCUCUUCAUCCGCUUGCCGCCCCUCCACUACUGGAGAGGACAAGCUCUGCUCUCUUCAUCCGCCUGCCGCCCGUCCAUCCGGCCAAAGCGGCACUCGGCUUCACGCUCCGCACUCCGCUACAGCGCACAGCGGCUUUCAGUGGUGGGGGGAUACCAUCGCUGAAGGAGUUGAAGGGGAACUGGCAACAGUCGAAACAUCAAUCGGCCAAACGGGAGCUCUGGGCGGGCAGAUGGGCAGGAGCCAUUGCCUGGAAAAGGGUUGUGAAAAUUCGGGACUCGCCGGUGACGCCGAACCGACCGCGGGAUGUGCUGCUGAGAAUUCACAGUCUCAACCUUCAGGUGGGCGAACGGCUUUCCUUCCUGAGUGGAAAGCCGGUCUGCCCGCAUUGCGGGGAGUUUGAAACUCUGGAACAUUGCCGAUGGGUGCAGUGGCCGAUGGGUGCAGUGGCCGAUGGGUGCAGUGGCCGACGGGUGCGGUGGGUGCUAGCUGGCUUCAUGGUAUGGCCGAUGGGGGCGACGGCUGUGGUGCCUGUGGUGGGGGCGAUGGGGGGCGAUGGCUGUGGUGGCAGCGAUGGGGGCGAUAUGGUGCUAAUGCCUCUGAUGCUGGAUGAUGGCGAGAGGACGAGGCAGCAGACACCCCUUUCGCCCAUCCGUCCUGUCGGCUCUGCUAUCUGCACACUCUUGGCAUUCGUGUGUGUGUGCUCAGCUUUUGUGGUCCGCACGAUGCGAAUCGACGGCUCACAGCUGCUGCACACGUGGCAGCUGUUUGGAUGGACCAUCAACACCGCCAUCCCCACUGCAUCUAUUGUUCGCGUCGACCUCUGCAAAAUGGAAUGGGCAAUAAGCAACAAAUACUUCUGUGAAGUAGCAGCAGCAGAUGGCAAGCAGCUUGAUUUCAGCGGGCAUCUGUCCAAAGAGGAGUGCGUGUGGCUGCAGCACGAGGUCUCCUCCUUCCUGCUCAGCCUGCCUGCGGAGUCCGUUUGA